UUUUCCCAGAGCACAGCGUGCCUCAUCCUAAUUGUCUUCCUGAAUUCCUUCCAGGGUGUACUGUAGGUCAGCGACCGCAGGGGUGAUGACUUGAUUCUUGUAGAACCGGGUGGGAGCGCCGUUCCUCCCGAGACUUCAGGCCCCUCACCCUGGGGCUGGGUGGCCUCUGUCAGCUCUGCCUGCCUGUCCCCUAUCAGAAGCCCUGGGUGCUCUCCCAGGGCAGAGCUUCUCAAAGCCUAGUGUACAGUUCACAGAAUACCUUCAUGGCAAUCACCUGGGAAUUUUUUUUUAAAUACAGGUUUCAGAGGUUUCAGGUUUCUCAAUUCUAGACUUGUUAAAUCUGGAAUUUCUGAGCAUGAGGGCUACAAAGCUGCAUUUUAAACAGCUUGCUGCUUGAGAACCACUGUCACAUGUGCAUACUUUUUUCUAAAUUGCCUUGACCUCUGCUGCUCCUUUUUUUUCUCUCCCCUCCAUCCACCCCGUCAGGCAGCAGCCUCCCAAGCCCUUUCCCCACCCCCGCCCGCACUCCCUGCAAAUGGCCAAAGGCUCCUUGUGAGGCAAUCCCUCUAUCCUUGGUGCCUUCCUUUACACUAUGAGUGAUGGCUUUUUUAUCUCCUGAUGAUGAAACACAGCCUUCGGCUGGAGGCAUUUAAGGCGCAGGACGCACGGUCCGGCCGCGGCUGCAGGACCCAGAGGCCAACCCUGACAGGCCCAGGAGGAGAGGAGCAGAGGCCAGAAGCACCACCGCCAGCCUCCACGCCUGCCCCCACCGCCAGGGAACCAUGCUCCUCGCCACGUUCAAGCUGUGCGCCGGGAGCUCCUACAGACACAUGCGCAACAUGAAGGGGCUGAGGCACCAGGCUGUGCUGGCCAUCGGCCAGGAGCUGAACCGGAGGGCCCCGGGGGGCCCGACCCCAGCUGCCUGGAUUAACCAGGUUCGGCGUCGCGGCUCCCUGCUCGGUUCUCAGCUGGAAGACACGCUCUACAGCGACCAUGAACUGGCCUAUAUCCAGCAGGGAGAGGAGGCCAUGCAGAGGGCCCUGGGCAUCCUCAGUGACCAGGAGGGCUGGAAGAAGGAGAGCCAGCAGGCGAAUGGGGACGAAGUGUUGAGUAAAGUGAUCCCAGACGUGGGCAAGGUGUUCCGGCUGGAGGUGGUAGUGGACCAGCCCAUGGAGAGGCUUUACGAAGAGCUCGUGGAGCACAUGGAGGCCAUGGGCGAGUGGAACCCGAAUGUCAAGGAGAUCAAGGUCCUGCAGAAGAUUGGAAAAGACACAGUCAUCACUCACGAGUUGGCCGCAGAGGCGGCAGGAAACCUUGUGGGGCCCCGAGACUUCGUGAGUGUGCGCUGUACCAAGCGCCGGGGCUCCAUGUGUGUGCUGGCUGGCAUGGCCACACACUACGGGGAGAUGCCCGAGCAGAAGGGCGUCAUCAGAGCUGAGCACGGCCCCACCUGCAUGGUGCUCCAUCCCCUGGCUGGAAGCCCCUCAAAGACCAAACUCACCUGGCUGCUCAACAUCGACCUCAAGGGAUGGCUGCCAAAGACUAUCAUCAACCAGGUCCUCUCGCAGACCCAGGUGGAUUUUGCCAACCACCUGCGCAAGCGCCUGGAGUCCCGCCCCGCUCUUGAAGCCAGGUGUUGAAGACCAGCCUGCUGCUGCUAACGGCUCCCAGCUGAGCACGCUUGCAGGCUCACGAGGAGGUCUCUGCUGGAAGCCUACAAGUCUGUUAAAGAUCUUCAUCCAGGGACAGUGGGAUGGGAUGGUGGUGCAUUUCCAAUAUGAUACUAGAACUCAGAUGGGUAACAUUUUAGUACCAAGAAAGUGGGGACAAGGCUCUUUUAACUUCAUUCACUGAUUAGUUGUAAAAUGAAGCCUAGGAGUCCCAAAAUAUUUGUAAAACUUUUUUUUCUGGGUCCUUACUUGUCUACCUAGAAACAUCUUUAACAUGCUACCAGUUAACGAACGCAGGGUGCAGAGGGUGCAAAAUACAAGGAUUAGGGCCGCAUGCUCGAUGAGCUCGAGAGCGCCGUUCCCUGUGGGCCACAUGUGCAGACACAGCAGGUCUUACACAGGGCCUCCUGAAACCCUCUGCUCCUCCACCAAGAUGGCAGAGAACUGCGCCAAAGAACAAGCAACUCCCACAGCAGAUACUGUCCGGAACUCUAGUUCAAGUUAUCUUAAUGAAAAAAUACAACACUAAUUAUCAGACUUAUUCCCCUACUUCUUCCAUGAGCAGUAGUCAGAAUAAAGAAUCGUAACUAACACAAAAACUUUAGUCUGUACCUGUUUUAAAAUUCUACUCUUAAAAUCCAUGCUAGCAAAUUGCAACUUCAUACUAAAGGAGUCAUGGAUGAAGACUUUAAUUAGUUAAACUAAGUCCCCUACCUCAUUCAAAGGAAAAACUCCAGGGGACUUAGGUCAUUCAAUCAUGGAGGAUCUGUCACCAGAAUCUUUCAUAAAAAUUUAAUUUACAGGAUAAGCACAAGACUAAAUCAGUUCUUAAAAGAACUUUAUAGCUGGUAGCUGAUUAACGGGCAUUGGAAGAUGAAGAUUAUGACUGAAGAUUUUUAUUUACCUAAUUAAAAGGAUAGAACCAAAGGCGAGUGACAGAAUGGUAUUACUAAGAUAAAAUCAAACAAAAGCAAAUUUUAUUACUUUCCCAUUAGUGAUUGUUUAGACCUAAAAAGGGAGCUGAAUCUUUAGUUUGGAGUCUAUUACAUUUCCUCUUAGCUUGACUCGGGGCUGCCAAUUUCUCUGCUUUAACAGGUCAAUGUUUUACUAUUUUGGAGGAGAUGGCUGGAAGAAGGGGUGAUAGGGUGACAGCAAAAUCCCUUUCCAAGAUUCAGAGAAUUGGUGCUUAAAAAAAUGUAAGUUGAGAUGGGGUUAUUUGGCUAAAAUGUAUAAGUAGGAUGAAAACCUAACCAUUAUCACUUGAAGCUUUUCCAUUCCAUAAUCACUUGAAGCUCUUCCAUUCCAGUGCUAACAGCAUUGAUGAUUUACACCAUUUGGAAUUAGAAUUCUAGCUUAUUUAUUAAACAAAUGAGCAGUAGCAGGAAUGCUGUUAUAAUUUAUUGAGGUACUGAGAAUUUACAACUGAUAGAGAUAUUUAUUAAUAUUUAUUCUGAUUGUUUCUUAGUAGUCUAUUUUUGGCAUAGAUGAAAUUAUGUUUAUCCAGCCAGGAGCUUCAGAGUGAGAUGGGAUAAUUGUAAAAGUGUUUCCAGAACAGAAUUAUCAUCUACUCCCAGCUAAGAGGAAGGGUUACUUGUUGAAAGAUGUGUAGAGCAACAUAUGCUCCGGUUUCAAGAGAACAGGCUGAGAGUAAAGAAAUGGGCUUUCAACACACACCAUGGUUUUGAGUUUGAUUAUAAUUUGCCUUUUUCAAACUAUGCAACUGUGUCUUUGAGGUACCUGGGGAGAUAUUUUCUCACUUGUUUAAUUUUACACUGGAAUAAAAUGAAUUGUCAGUGAUGAUCUGCUUACAGAAACCAUUUUAUAUAGGACUAUAAGAAGAGUGGGUAUUCUUUGAGCCCUUCAAAUGAAUCUAAUCAAAACACACACACAGAAUACGCAGUAUAAACAGGCAAAAAUCAUUAUUUCUGUAACCUCCAAUUUAUGAAAGCGAAAUGCACAAACCCCUAAUUUGAUCAUUUAAAUGGAGAGUGGGUGCAUAACUUACAUGUGUGGUAAUUCAUGCUACAAAGAAUUCAUCUCCAGCUUCCUCUAGAUAACACCAUCCUCGUUUACUUAGAGUUCUUCAAACCCUGAUGAUCCAGAAGCUUUAUAACCAAGUCUGCUCCAUAAGACCACGAAUGAAUAGACCUCAGCCUGAUUCUGUUGGGUUUCCUGUUAAGAGAGGUGGAAUGACCGAAACAAAGACCCUGGGUCUGGGUGAUUCAUUAGGAGACAAAUACAUUAGUCAAAGCUUCUGUGUUAAGAUACCAACAGUCACUUGAAAUUUGGGAAAUUAAACAGGCAUAAUAUAUGGGGAUCCUUGGCAACAUAUUACCGGACUCUUGGUGAACCACUCUAUUAACCUAGGUAGGAAGUUACACGCAGGGAAGUCUGGAGCAAUCCUGGGAGGACUGCAUUGCCACUGAUUAAAAGGGGGACAGGGAAGCACUCAGGGACCCUGGGGAAGGCUCAUUCUUACAUUCUAGUUUUUAGUCUUCUGAAAACUGUCCUUUAAUCAUCAUGUAUUACAAAGGAAGAUAAGCAAGGCAGGAAGAUAACCUGCACAGAUCAACACACAAGUUCAAAGGGAAGAGCUGGAGGGAGACCAUUUACCCUUUUAAGUUCCUGUUCACCUUUUUAAAAAAAAAAAUAUUUAUUUAGGACUUCCCUGGUGGCGCAGUGGUUAAGAAUCCU
Molecule: messenger RNA, 4364 nt
Organism: Balaenoptera musculus (blue whale)
Lineage: Eukaryota; Metazoa; Chordata; Mammalia; Artiodactyla; Balaenopteridae
Gene: STAR
Product: steroidogenic acute regulatory protein
Exons: 7
Coding region: 783-1640 (285 amino acids)
Biological process (GO): regulation of steroid biosynthetic process; intracellular cholesterol transport; steroid biosynthetic process
Cellular component (GO): mitochondrial intermembrane space; mitochondrion
Molecular function (GO): cholesterol transfer activity; cholesterol binding
Source: RefSeq, a predicted model, not a curated record